Trametes versicolor FP-101664 SS1 is the source of this 408-nucleotide messenger RNA. RefSeq lists its product as uncharacterized. Gene Ontology annotation, cellular component: synaptonemal complex. Bases 1 to 408 code for a protein of 135 amino acids. The record is from RefSeq and is a predicted model, not a curated record. NCBI's taxonomy places the organism in Eukaryota, Fungi, Basidiomycota, Agaricomycetes, Polyporales, Polyporaceae. Gene Ontology annotation, biological process: reciprocal meiotic recombination. Gene Ontology annotation, molecular function: ubiquitin protein ligase activity. The transcript is spliced from 8 exons.
AUGGACAACCUUCGAUGCAACAGACUGACCUGCAGACGAUCGCUGGGCGACAAAGCUGUAGUGGUGAGUUCUCAUAUAUUCUGUGUCGACUGUGCGAACGAACUAUUCAAUGCAUCUAGGCUAUGUCCAGCAUGCGAGACGUCCUUAACCGAGCCGCAACGGUAUGAUGAAUAUGACGAUCAGGUGUGCUCCCUACAUCCAUCCAAUGACUAUAAAACCUCUGUCCUGUCAGGCCUGAAUCCCACCAUCAUUCUCGAGAUUUAUGCCACCGCGGUCCUUAGAGCACUAUCAUUCUGGCAAUACCAGAUUCAUCAAGAGCAAUCAUUCCAGCAGGCAUUAUAUAGGAAUGUUUCCGAGAAGAAUGCUCAAUUGGAGAAGCGGCUUGAGAACGUGAUAAGGGAAGGUUAG